AUGGAUGCUGCAUUGCAAGAUGCCAUCCGGAAGGGCAAGACGCUGAAAAAGGUGCAAACAAAUGAUCGAUCUGCGCCGGCUGUAGCAGGCAAUGCUGCCUCGUCUAGUGGCGGCGGCGGCUCUGUUCGUGGGAGCGCCCGACCCCCUACAGCCCCACCUGUGCCUGGCGGCCCUCCUGCUGGUAUUGGUGAUAUCUUUGCCGCAGGGCGACCCAAACUGCGAUCUGUGUCAGGUGGGACCCCCGCGCCUGGCGCAUCAGCACCGACAUCCACACCCAGGCCUAGCGCACCACCCCCACCACGCCCAUCACACCCCCCACCACGCCCUGGUGCACCUGCACCUCCUCGUCCCACCAUGAAACCACCCAAGCCACGGCCUGCGCCACCACCUGCCAAGCCAGCGUCGCUGAGCACCAAACCACGGCCCCCACCGCCUGUGCGCAGCGCUCACACACCCACGACCCCUGCACCACGCCCGCCUCCUCCGCCGCCUCCAGCCCCAGCGGCGUCAGCUGCCCCUACCCCCCCCGCUGCGCCGGCGGCGCCAGCGCCAGCGCCAGCGCCACGGUCGUCGGCCCCUCCGCCGCCCCGAUCGCGUCCACCGCCACCACCUGCAGCGCCGACUCGCAUGGCACCACCACGCCCACCCGCUGAAGCUGCAUCACCGCCACCGCCAGCACCAGCACCGGCACCACCAGCGCCAGCACCUGCUAUGCCUGCGGCGCCUCCCGCUAUCCAAGGUGCUGGGAUGGCUCUUUCUUCGGCCGCGCCGGCCGCGCCUCCUGUAACGCGGACGAUGCCUGCACCCUCCGCACCCGCCGCUACGCCGCCUCCGUCGACCGUCCACGCCACACUCCCUAUCCGUGCCGGCCCAACAUCCACAUCAUCGACUACGACCAGCUCACGAAGAGUCCCUUCACCCCCGCCGCAAUCUGGCGCAUGGACAUUCCCUACGUCUGCUCAAUUCCCACCACCACGGUCGUUCCCUAGGACUACGCAUACGUACACAAGCGGCGAGUCGUCAGGCACUACGUUCCCUCUUUCGUCGUUGAUAUAG
This is a messenger RNA of Malassezia pachydermatis, 1056 nucleotides long. Its product is annotated as was wasl-interacting protein family member 3. Gene Ontology annotation, molecular function: actin binding. The record is from RefSeq and is a predicted model, not a curated record. Lineage: Eukaryota; Fungi; Basidiomycota; Malasseziomycetes; Malasseziales; Malasseziaceae. The coding region runs from base 1 to 1056 and encodes 351 amino acids. The transcript is spliced from 4 exons.